GGCGGCGGCGGCGGUGGCGGCCGUGGUCUGGACCCAGGCAUCUGGGACUGUUGUUUUCUCCCGGCGGGACCGUCUCAGCCCGUUCGCCCAGAGAGAGACCAGUAGCUGGUGUGCCGAGGAGCGGGCGGCCGCGUCCUCCUCUCUCCUGCUUCCCAAAGCUGCUGCAGGAGCUGGCGCAAACAUCCUGCGGUUGGUCUCCGAUGCCCUUCACUGAGGAGGGGGCGUCGGGACCCCGGUAAGCUCACCUUAGGCCCUCAACUCGGCGUCUUCGUCAGCCCCCUGGCCCGCACACCCCAGUCUGCCUGCCAUGGCUGAAAACGCAGACGGGGACCUGAACUCCAACCUGCUCCACGCCCCUUACCACACUGGGGACCCUGAGCUAGAUACGGCCAUCGGGCAGUGGCUCCGUUGGGAUAAGAACCCCAAAACAAAAGAGCAAAUUGAAAAUCUGUUACGGAAUGGAAUGAACAAGGAACUGCGAGAUCGUCUUUGCUGCCGAAUGACUUUUGGGACUGCAGGCCUUCGUUCUGCUAUGGGGGCAGGAUUUUGCUAUAUUAAUGACCUUACAGUAAUACAGUCAACACAGGGGAUGUACAAAUACCUUGAAAGAUGUUUCUCAGACUUCAAGCAGAGGGGCUUUGUCGUUGGGUAUGACACCCGGGGGCAAGUAACUAGCAGCUGCAGCAGCCAGAGGCUUGCUAAACUCACUGCUGCAGUCUUACUGGCCAAAGAUGUUCCUGUGUACCUUUUUUCAAGAUAUGUUCCUACACCUUUUGUACCAUAUGCAGUCCAGGAGCUCAAAGCAGUUGCAGGUGUGAUGAUUACGGCCUCUCACAACCGCAAAGAAGACAAUGGGUACAAGGUUUAUUGGGAAACAGGUGCUCAGAUCACAUCUCCUCAUGAUAAAGAAAUUCUGAAAUGUAUAGAAGAAUGUGUGGAACCCUGGAAUGGUUCCUGGAAUGAUAAUUUAGUGGAUACCAGCCCACUGAAGAGAGAUCCCCUGCAGGACAUUUGUAGGAGAUACAUGGAAGAUCUGAAAAAGAUCUGCUUUUACAGGGAAUUAAACUCAAAGACCACCUUGAAAUUUGUACAUACAUCUUUUCAUGGGGUUGGACAUGACUAUGUGCAGUUGGCUUUUCAAGUGUUUGGUUUUAAACCUCCAAUUCCAGUACCAGAACAAAAAGAUCCUGAUCCUGACUUUUCUACGGUUAAAUGCCCAAAUCCUGAAGAGGGAGAAUCUGUGCUGGAACUUUCUUUGAGACUGGCAGAGAAAGAAAAUGCCCGGAUAGUGGUAGCCACAGAUCCUGAUGCAGACCGACUGGCAGUGGCAGAACUUCAGGAGAAUGGUCAUUGGAAAGUUUUCACAGGGAAUGAGUUGGCAGCUCUGUUUGGGUGGUGGAUGUUUGAUUGCUGGAAGAAAACUAAAUCAAGAAAUGCUGAUGUGGAGAACAUUUAUAUGUUAGCCACCACAGUCUCUUCCAAAAUUUUGAAGGCAAUUGCACUUAAAGAAGGAUUUCAUUUUGAAGAAACAUUACCAGGUUUUAAAUGGAUUGGAAGUAGGAUAAAAGACCUCCUGGAAAAUGGCAAAGAAGUCCUUUUUGCAUUUGAAGAGUCUAUUGGUUUUCUGUGUGGAACUGCAGUUCUGGAUAAAGAUGGGGUGAGUGCAGCCGUUGUUGUUGCUGAGAUGGCAUCUUACCUGGAAACCAUGAAUAUAACAUUGAAACAGCAACUGAUUAAAGUUUAUGAAAAGUAUGGUUAUCAUAUGUCAAAAACUUCAUAUUUCUUGUGUUAUGAUCCAACUACCAUCAAAAGUAUAUUUGAAAGGCUUCGCAAUUUUGAUUCUCCAAAAGAAUAUCCAAAAUUUUGUGGGACAUUUGCUAUAUUGCAUGUACGAGACAUUACCACUGGAUAUGACAGCAGUCAGCCUAAUAAAAAAUCAGUGCUGCCUGUGAGUAAAAACAGCCAGAUGAUUACAUUUACUUUUCAAAAUGGCUGUGUUGCUACUCUUCGGACAAGUGGGACAGAACCAAAGAUAAAGUAUUAUGCAGAAAUGUGCGCAUCACCUGACCAGAGUGACACCACCUUACUAGAAGAAGAACUGAAGAAACUCAUUGAAGCUCUGAUUGAGAAUUUUCUUGAGCCCAGUAAAAAUGGGCUGAUCUGGCGUUCCGCUUAAUGGAUGUUGGUCCAUCACGACUCUGCUGGCAGACGAACAGGACAGCCGGGAUCUCCAGGCACCGAACUCGUGUUAGCGUUCUCCCUCUCUCUCAUCUGGCCGAGUAUCUGUUUCCUUUUCUUUUCUUUCUUUUUGGUUGGCUGACUAAACAAACUGUAUAACUUUAAAAUGAAAUGGUCUAGAGAAAAAAUAAGUCAAAUUUUUUCAUAUUCUUGAACAAAAGUAUUACAUUAAAAGUGUUAUAAUAACACAUCAUUCUUCCUUUAAUGGAAACAAAGCAGUGCAAAAGUGAGAGUUCUUGUUGAAGUGUGAUUAAGUAAGCUUAGUUCCAUAUUCUUGUAAUUGUGUAUAGCAUGGAUUUUAAAAUAGGCAGUUAAAUGUUAUAUAAUUGUAGAAUUAGUUAAAGAAAUAAUUUGAUAAAACUGGCAAGAAAACAGCACUAUUCUCAGAAUACUAUGGAAAAGUGUCAGUGUUACAUCAUAGGUAUUGACUUACAAAUUAGAGUAUUUGAAAUAGGACAUUUAGUAUUUCUAGCUUAGAACAGAUGUUGCAAAUGUGGUUCAUAGCUCUUCGGUUUUAGGUGCUGUUGGUGCAGUGUAAAUUUAUUGAAUGUAUUUGAAAUUCCAACGUGUACGGAACAUAAAACAAUAGUGGCAACACUCCUAGAAGCUUUGUCCUUGUCAAAUUUCUCAGUGCCUUCUCUUGGUACAGUAUAAGUUGAAACAGUGUUCCUGUAUUGAAUAUCAUUUAGUCAGUUAAUUUUCAGGCAGUUAAGGAAAAUCUUCCAAACUAUAUGGGUGCUUUUCCUCUGUAUUAAUAGGUUUGCUGACUUUAAAAUCUUAUGAAUGUAUAUAAAAAUCUUAAUAAACGCAGCCUCAGUGUAACUGUAAUUAGGCCGCUUCAUGUUAGAAUUGAGGGUCAGUUAUCACAGCCUUUGAGUAAAGAAAAAAAUCUGAACUGAGACUGGAGCUCUGAAUGUAUUUAAAAGUCUAACUUCUGAAUUACAUUUUUAUAAGUAGAUUUAUUCCUUGAUCAGAUGAAGUAAUGCUAAUUUUACUAAGAAAUAAAACAUUCAGAUUUUAGGUAUUAUGAACACUAAAACUACAGUCCAGUUUAUCCUAACAUCUUGCUGGCUUCUGUAGAAUUUCUGAUCACAAGAGUAACUAUUUAUCUUUUCUAAUGUGGAAAAAAAAUGGAAGGGCAAUUGUUGACUCUGCAGUCUCCUAAAAAUGGCAGUGGAGAAGCUCUGUUCAACCUUCUCAAAGUAUAUCCUGUUGUGUGUAGCUCACAGAAUACGUCAAUACAUGUGGUAUAGCUAACAGGUAACAAUAACAAGGCCUUGAGCAUAAUUAUCUAAACAAAUUGCCUACAGACAAUAACUGGUGAGAAUGUAUUUCCUAAAAAAAUUUCUUUAAAAAAUGAUGACAUAAAAUUUGAACUGAUUGACAUACUUGUUAAACCAUGGUUUGGUUUGUUGUAGCUGUUGGCUAACAUUUGGUUGAACCCAUAUAAUCCACAUAUAAUUUUCAAAUUAUUGUAUUGCCACUAUUGUUAAUUUGUUCCUUUCUUACUUUCCUAUAUUGGGAUCUUGUGUGACUGUAGAUAUAGACAGCUAACUAACUGUAGAGCACUGUAUUGCUAAAUGAGUUUGUUUUCAAAGGCUUUGCACUCAAAAAGAAAUGUAGAAUUUUUUUUGCUUUAUUUGCUUUUAGGGAUAUGUAGACUGUACUUUAGGAAAUGGCCUAUAUUCUACAAAGUGGUAUGAGCAAUGCUAUAUAUAUGGAAAAUAUGUAUAUUUGGUUUGUGUCUGUUUUUCAUUGACUGAAGAACAAAGUGGAGCUAAAAUGAUACAAUAGCCCAUUUAUGAUCCCUCAAGCCAUGUUAUGAUUGUCAUUCUGUUAUAAAGAGAACAGCUUUAUUUGAGUGCUUUAAUGUAAUGCAACAUUUAAGUCAUCUUAAUCAAGGUGAAAAGUUAUUAAAGUGUGGAUUCUUAUCUCAAGAAUUUAAAAAUCCAAAGUUAAAAUUAACAGAAUUUUACGAGUAUUCCCAAAGUGUAUUAAUUGAGGGAAUUAUUUAAUUCUAGCCAAGCUCUCAAGUCUGUCUGAGUGUGAUAUAUAACAUGAACUCAACAUAGUGGGCGUACAUUUGCCUAACAGGAUAAUUCAGUAGCCCACGCCAACCAGGACAAACGGAAGUGCUGCCCAGUAGGCCGCAGCCUGGGGCUGUGCAGUGUUUACCUUUUUUAUUUAUGAACAGUAGCAUGGAAAUUGAUGUAUUCUCACUGAGUGUGCAGGUCAAAACUGGGCUUCGCUAGAGCUCUGGGGAAAAGGAAAGAAUCAGGCAAGAUUAAAGUAUAGGUUAGAAAUAAACAGUAGAAAUAAGCAACAAUAGAAGGGUCAAUAAAGGUAGCACAGGAAAUACUUUUUGUCAGGGGCAAACUUAUCACCCUAAAAAUAAGGAAUAAACUGUGAGCAAGUUGUUUAGUUGUGUAUAUUUGUUGUGAUGAUGAGUGAUUAGCGAACCUUUCGAUUUCUUUUAUUAGUGACCAUUGAAGAGGCCAAGUUGUAAGACAUGAGAAAAAGUACCCCUCUGACUGAUUCAGUUUCUAGGAUGUUGUUGUUUCCUAGGAUCACAGGGGACUGGGAAGAGGAUACAGCCAAAAUAAAAAGGAAUAAAGUAGAGAUGAAAAUAAAACCUGUGAGAAAAGCAAAAAAAUUAAGAUCAUUUAACUCUCGAGAGGAGAAAGCUGUUGAGAUAGUUUUAAGCUAUUGGGUUGUUUAUUGAACAGCUUAAACUAAGAAGCAAUGUGAUAAACUAUUCUCCAUCUCCAGCAAGGAUGAAACAGGAGGGAAUAAGAAACUUAAAAAAAAAAAAAAAAAAAAAAAGACAACAUGAAUCGUCUAAGAUUUAAAAACUUGAGCAGGAAUCAUUAUGAAGCCUUCUAUUUGAAUUUUUUUAAGAGAAUAAAAAAUUUUAAUAGGGAUAUCCUAAAUGGCUUUUACAGAUUCCUUCUAAACCUUUUUUUAAAAACUCAGGUUGGAACAAAGAUGUCAUAAAGAGCACUGAAAGUAACAUUUGAAUUUCACUCCAUAUCUGUAAGAAUUUAGCUCACAGAAGAGAUUCUUUUUAAUAUGUUGAAUGGUAAAUGCAUGAGUGCAGUAAGUAAAGAACUGCUUCGAUGUUAUUUUUAAUUUAAUCUGGCAAAUUAAGUGAGACUUGAACACAAUUUUGUUUAUCUUGAAGAAUGUAUAGCAUUAUAGGAUAUUUGAGGAGUUUGUUUUAAAUAUUGAGUAUUGUUUGGAUGUAGUAACUUCAGCAGAGAGUUUCUAAGAAAUUGGAUACUUUGGAAUAUCUUUAUAUAAGAAAUAGAACUCCUGUUUCAUAAAAAGAUUGCUUCUGGAAUUGAUGCUAUUAGCUGGAGUUUAAUGGAGCAAUUGUUCUAUGAGCUGCUGCUGUUGGUAUUUCUCUCAGAUCUUUUCCAUUGUUGUUCGUGAUGCUUGAAAAAUCCAAAUUCAGCUUGGAGAAAUUUAAUGUUAUGCCCUUUUUUCUCUACCUCCCUCUUUCCCUAUAUGCCCUCCCACAUUUUGUUACUGUGAAGUGAUUGCCCUGUUACCUCGCUGAUCAAUCCUAACUGUAUCCUUCAGAGUGCUUUAAACUUAUUCAUAACCUAAGUUGGUUUGUGGACUUUUGGGUAUUUUGUUAUUGUAAGAAUAAGACAUUGUAAGAAGUAAUUUUAAAUCUGUUUCAUAAUUUUUUGUGGUCUGUCUGGAUACUAUAUAUAUGUUAAUUUAUUUUGGCCUUUUACAAUUCACUUGUUUUCUAAGAUUGCUCUAAAAACUGAUGGGGAAAGAAUCAUACUAACCAAAAUGAAUGGUCAGUUGAGCUAGCAUUUUCUUUUCAGUUUCCUUGUGCUUUGGGCAACCAAAGCACAAGAUUUGAGGAAAUACUUUUUUGUAUUUGUGCCUCAAAGUGUCUUACCAUAAGCCAUAAGGGGUCUGAAUAGAAAGAGAAUCUCUCAUUGUCUCAUUACACAGCAUGACUUUAGUGCUAGUUGGAAACAAAGUUAUCAUUACCUUUGGCUACUUUAAAAUAUUCAUCAUAAUGUUAUAUUCAUUAAGCCCUCUUUUCUCUUUAUUAAUUAAAGACUAUGUACUUAAAAAAGAGAACAUGCAAGAAUGAGUAAAGCAACCAAGGUAAGGGCAAAGUGACAUAGCUGAAGUUUGCUUCUCAAUUUUUCCCAGCAGCAUGACCCUCGAACAGGAUGUGUCGGGGAAGAGGCCUUCUGAAAGCAAAGUCGGAAGCAGCCUACCACUCAUGAAAUUUCAUGUUGCAUCUCAAAAAUUAAGUAGAGUUUGCAUUCUCCAUAAUAAGACUGUGCUGAUAUAAAAAUUAUUCCUUCAAUCUUCACCAAAACUGGUGCUGCCAGAAAGGAGCACCGUGUUUAUCAUGUGGCCUCUCAGUUUUCUCCCCAAAACCCCGCUUUGAUUGCUGCAUAUCCCUGGGCGCACACACACACUGACUCCAGUGUGAGAAACAGAACAUAUCUAGGAUAUUCCCUGCCCUUUGGAAGCUGACCUUUGAAAGGCCAAGUUUAACUGACCUGAAACAAAUAUGUUACCAAUGAAUCUUAUAAUAUAGUUGCGGUUUUAGCCAAUUUGUUCUCUUUAAUUUAUUGACAUUCUUUGACUAAGAUCCUUCUUGACUAUCAGCUUCCUUUAUUAUUUUUUCAUAUCCACACCACCUAGUACAGUACCUUUUAUAAAAUGCUUCACUGAUGAUAAUAGUAAUUAAGGGAUUAUGUUUUAAAGAAGCAAAGCAUUUAAGAACAGUCAAAAAUAUAAUUGUCUAAUUCAGCUUUUAAAACAAUUCUUAUUGAAAUUUAUAAUAAGUAAUGUUUAUUAAGCACACACACCCGUAAAUAUUCAGUUUCUUUGGAGGAAGAAAUUUCCUAUUUGGAAAUUAUGUGUAACACCUAGUAUUUUACACUCAAAGCAAGGUAUUGGCCAAGAGGCUAAGAAAGUGUCUAUGAAGACUUAACAUCAUUAAUAUAAGUGCCAUUUUGAGUCUCCUAGUGCUACCUUCCAAUAGUAACAACUAACUUGAUACUAUUUGGUAUAUUGUUGUUAGGUGUUAAGGUUCAGCAUAUAUCUUACAAGAGCCACUCAAGCAAGAAUAUGAAUCUAUACAUGGUGAGGCCUUCUUCUUAUAGGCUAAUAAACUCUUCGUGUACAUUAUUGAAUAUGCCAGGUAAAAUACAUGCAGUUAAGAAUUAUUUGGUUUUCUGACUGUGUAGCAGCAGUUCAAAAUUGUGCCCUUGUUUUAACAGUUUCUGUCAAUAUCUUCCCAUUUUUCCCUAAGAAAACACCAGGGUGUAUCAUAAAUACUGCCUGUGAGAAUUUGCACUUUAAGUAUUUGUGUGUGGAUUUCUUGUGGUUUUAGCCAAAUGUUAUCAAUAAUAAACAGGUCUCUUCAUAAGCAUGAAUUUUUGUGUAAUUUUUAUAUCUUAGACACUGUGUAGUUCAUAAAGAUUGCUACCCAAACUAAAUACAUUUUUAAAAUAUACGUGUGGCAUACCCUAGAAUCUACAUUGAGCCUAAAUAAAUAUUUUAGUUCUUUAUUCAGUAAGUAUUUUUUGAUUGGUUCAUCAG
Pteronotus mesoamericanus is the source of this 7824-nucleotide messenger RNA. It is a transcript of the gene PGM2L1, whose product is annotated as phosphoglucomutase 2 like 1. The coding region runs from base 308 to 2176 and encodes 622 amino acids. Gene Ontology annotation, cellular component: nucleus. The record is from RefSeq and is a predicted model, not a curated record. The transcript is spliced from 14 exons. NCBI's taxonomy places the organism in Eukaryota, Metazoa, Chordata, Mammalia, Chiroptera, Mormoopidae. Gene Ontology annotation, biological process: carbohydrate metabolic process. Gene Ontology annotation, molecular function: glucose-1,6-bisphosphate synthase activity; intramolecular phosphotransferase activity.